GCAGGCGGCGGCUCCCAGGCACCGCAGAGGGGCGGGCGGCGGGGGAGCAUCCCCGCGCCCAGCGGUUAUGUAAGCCCCGGGCCGGCGCGCGCCCCCGGCCCUGACCGCGGAGAGCGGCGGAGCGGCGGCGGGGCCCGGGGCAGUGCCCCCUCGCUGCCUGCCCUCGGGGUUCGCCUCCUCAGGGGAGGAAGUCGCGGGGGGAAAUCGGAGGUGCUCGCGCGCUCGGCGGGCAGCAGGAGCAGACUUUUGGUUUGCGGUGGAUGUGUCUUGAAAGAGCAUCGCUGUUUGUUUCCGUAGGAGAAGUGGGCAGGUGUCCUGAAAUCGUGGAACUGAGCUGAGAGGGAUACUGGGAGCACAUGAGAAGAGUUCCAGAAGGAAUGCCAUUAUCAUGUUAUUAACAGUGAAAGUGUUCUAAAUAGAGUGCCAUCUGUUUAAUCCAGACUGCCUCUGGUUUCACUGUUGAAUGUUUUUCACUGUGAGAGAAAGUCUGCAAGACUCAGCAGUCUCUUCUCUGCAGAUGCAGUGUCAGGAAAACAGGGCAGUACUUGAAGGCUUGACAAAUGCAUCCCAGGUUGAAAAACUGCUGCGUUCCUCCUCCUCUUCCUCCUUUAGAAAAUUGACUUCUUUAAAGAGGUAAGAGAGAAGCAAAAGCAGUAAGAAAAUGCUGGGAUCAGAACGAGGUGUCGUGGAAGAAUGGCUGUCAGAAUUCAAGGCAUUACCUGAAACACAAAUUUCCAGCUAUGCAGCUACGUUGCACCGAAAAAAACCACUGGUACCAGCUCUUUAUAAGGUUAUUCAAGACCCAAAUAAUGAGCUCCUGGAGCCUGUUUGCCACCAGCUCUUUGAACUUUAUCGUAGUUCUGAAGUUCGGCUCAAGAGAUUCACACUGCAAUUUUUGCCAGAGUUGAUCUGGGUAUAUCUGCGUCUUACUGCCAGCAGGGAUAGGCAGAGUAAUGGUUGCAUUGAAGCAUUGCUUCUUGGCAUUUACAACUUGGAAAUUGCUGACAAAGAUGGAAACAACAAAGUUUUAUCUUUCACCAUCCCUUCGUUAUCUAAACCCUCAAUAUAUCAUGAGCCCUCUACUAUUGGAUCCAUGGCUUUAACUGAAGGAGCUCUAUGUCAGCAUGAUCUCAUCAGGGUAGUUUACAGUGAUCUUCAUCCUCAAAGAGAAACCUUCACAGCACAGAACCGGUUUGAGGUGCUGAGCUUUCUUAUGCUGUGCUACAAUUCUGCUAUUGUCUAUAUGCCUGCCUCUUCUUACCAAUCACUUUGUAGGAUGGGUUCCAGGCUGUGUGUGAGUGGAUUUCCGCGGCAGCAUGAGAAACGCUGGAAGGAACACUGCGGUAGAGUGGUGUUAGACCCUGACUUCAUGGUGCAGCUGCUCACAGGUGUCUAUUAUGCCAUAUAUAAUGGUCAGUGGGAUCUUGGCCAGGAGGUAUUAGAGGACAUAAUUUACAGAGCACAGCUUGAACUCUACUCACAGCCUCUGCUGGUUGCAAAUGCCAUGAAGAACUCACUGCCCUUUGAUGCUCCUGAUGCAUCUCAAGAAGGCCAGAAGGUACUGAAGGUAGAAGUUACUCCAACAGUGCCGAGGAUUUCUCGGACUGCUAUUACAACAGCUUCUAUCCGUCGUCAUCGCUGGAGGAGAGAAGAUGGCUUUGACUUCUCAAACGAGGCUGACUCAAGCAUACCUGGCUCACCGAUCCAACACGGCUCCACAGACCUAGGGAUCAAACGUGAGCAAGAGGGGGAGGUGCUGAUGCGCAGGACCCCUGAGCAUGGCUUCCCGGAGCCCACCUUGGCAGCAGCCACAACAGAGGAUGCUGAAGGUGUAAAUGGAAGAGAGGAAUCUGUGAACCUUAAUGAUGCUGAUGAAGGAUUUUCAUCAGGAGCUUCCCUCAGCAGCCAGCCAGUUGGGACCAAACCUCUAUCAUCUGUAUCCCAGAAAGGCAGCUUAAGGAAAACAGCAAGUGGGCGUUGUGUUAAGGAUAAAGACACCUCUUCUGCAGCAAAAUCCAGUGAGAGCCCUCGAGAUUCAGUAGCUCGGAAGCAGUACAUGCACCAAUCCACUGACCUUGGUGCAGAUAUAAUUGAGAUGACACCUACAAAGAAACACCUCAGCCUGCCUGCUGGGCAGGUGGUGCCAAAAGCCAACAGUCUGAGCCUGAUCAGGACCGCCAGUGCUUCCUCCAGUAAAUCAUUUGACUAUGUGAAUGGCAGUCAAGCAGGCUCCAGUGUUGGAGCUGGUACAGAGGGUGUUACCAAUCUAGCAGCUGGCAACACCAAUCGGUUUUCAACUAUCAGCCUACAGGAGGACCGACUAGGCCAAGCUGGGGAAGGUAAAGAUCUCCUUCCCCCAGGAGCUCCCCUAACCAAGCAGUCUCGAUCUCCAAGUUUCAAUAUGCAGCUGAUAUCCCAGGUGUAACUUUGACUCCCUUCCUUAGGACUCCCUGUUUCCCCUUAAUCCCCAGGCAAGUUCAUCCUUAGGCAAAACAUGAACCAUCAUCCUGCAGUGUGAAAAUACUGACUGUCGUGAUCUUGUUUGAUUUGGUUUAGCUAUCAUACUGUAUUACUGAAACAGCAAUAAUUCUUCCCUCACCUUCAUCCUCCCCCCCCACCUUGUAAACAUGGUUGUGAAGCAGU
Harpia harpyja (harpy eagle) is the source of this 2643-nucleotide messenger RNA. It is a transcript of the gene HYCC2, whose product is annotated as hyccin PI4KA lipid kinase complex subunit 2. Lineage: Eukaryota; Metazoa; Chordata; Aves; Accipitriformes; Accipitridae. The transcript is spliced from 14 exons. Gene Ontology annotation, cellular component: plasma membrane. Gene Ontology annotation, biological process: protein localization to plasma membrane; phosphatidylinositol phosphate biosynthetic process. The record is from RefSeq and is a predicted model, not a curated record. Bases 662 to 2425 code for a protein of 587 amino acids.